AUGCGAGGACUUCAACAGAAACGUAUUCUACAAGCUUUGCGUUACAGGGUUGCUCAUUUCUCUGCUAUAAGUAGUGAUGAGAUGAGUCUUGCUAUUGAUGCUCUUGGAAAAAUCUCUCCAUGGAAGGAAGCUUGGAGUAUUGAGGCUAAGAUCUUGACCAUUUGGGAAGAUGCUAUGAUUGUUGAUGAAAAUAUGCAGAAACUCUUACACAUGGUCUUGAUGGAUAAGCAGUUAAAAGAAGGAGAAGUGUUCAUUAUUUCCGAUUUCAAAGUGAUACCUAAUCGUGGAUUGGUCAGGGUUACAAGACAUCGAUUUCGCAUCAUUUUCAAGUGUAGUACUUCUGUUGUUGCUGCUAUAAGUACAGUCAUACCCAACCCUGGUUUAAGUGUAACUUAUAUGGACCAGAUUCUUCAGAAGUGCGUUGAUUAUGAGUACUUAAUAGAUUUCGUUAGGGUCCUUUGUGGAUUGAAAAAGAGAAGGGAUGUUGAGUGUAAUGGAAAGAUAUUGAAAGUUCUGACCCUUGAAGUUUUUGCUGAUGGGAAGAAAAUCUCCUGCAAUUUUGUUGGUGCUUGUCCUGCUCUUAUAGACAUGAAUACUUUGAAAAGGUACCAGAGACCACCUGUUGUAAUUCUGCAAUCUUUCAAGAUCAAAGUUAAUGGAGAUAAAUUCAGUCUCCAAAAUGUCAUCAAUAUUUCCCGAGUUUUGAUCAACCCUGAUAUAUAUGGUAUUGCGAGCCACCAUUUCAGUAGACUCCGUAGUAAUGAGGUUGGGGAUUUAGAUGGACAAUUCUUUGUGGUUGGAAAAAUUAAGGAGAUUGUUGAAGAUCCGGAGUGGUAUUUUUUUUCUUGUGUUUGCGGUCAUCCUAUUGUAGGUGAUGAUAAUGUGUUCCAUUGUCAGCUAUGCAGCAGAGAGGUUCAGCAUUUUAUGAUAAGUUACAGGAUUAAGAUACUUGUUGAAGACGGUACUUCUUGUGGAAUGUUUGUCUUGUUAGACAGCCCAGCCACUAAGCUAUUAGGGAGAACCUGUUCUGAUGUGUUUUUGUUGUUAGAAGAUGAAAUCGAUGAUGUUAGUUCUGAUUCGGCCUUUAGCCCAAUAUUUGAAGACUUCUCUCGGUAUGGACAACUUAGAAGUUAUGAUAACCAAGUCAUAUCUGGUGUUCCAAUACAACUGCAUGGCAUUAAAGAGAUGCUUGCUGGCAUUCUUUGUGCUAUGAUAUAUUCUUCUGCAUCAAGAAAUGUUAGUAUUUAUGUUUUUGUUUUCAACCAUCUGAACUGUGUUUCAAAAUGUGUAGUAUGA
This is a messenger RNA of Arachis ipaensis, 1296 nucleotides long. NCBI's taxonomy places the organism in Eukaryota, Viridiplantae, Streptophyta, Magnoliopsida, Fabales, Fabaceae. The record is from RefSeq and is a predicted model, not a curated record.